This is a messenger RNA of Didymodactylos carnosus, 855 nucleotides long. The record is from the annotation of a GenBank genome assembly. NCBI's taxonomy places the organism in Eukaryota, Metazoa, Rotifera, Eurotatoria, Philodinida, Philodinidae.
AUGGAACCGUACCUCGCACACUCGGUGGCUAAUAAUAAUAAACCACGAACCAAAGUUUCGGGAAAAAUCUUUCAUCAUCCAAAUCGCGAAGGUGUGAAAGUUAAUAGUGGUUUACCGUACUCAAAUCAAGGUGGGUAUGAGGGUUAUUCAUCACAAGGUGCUGUGUCCAGAGGCUACGAAAGGCGAUCAGGUUCAGCAGGAUCGGGUGCACGACGUUCACCAGGAUCGGGUGUACGGCAUUCACCAGGGUCGGGUGUGCGGCGUUCAACAUCAAGUAUUAAUAUUACAAAAACUAUCACUGAGACCGAACCUCGUCAUAAUCACCGUUCAACAGGAAGACGACACCAUCAUGGCCAUUAUACAAAAAUUAGACGACACCAUUCCUAUGUUGAAAAUACUGAUUUUGGUCAAGAUUUUAUUUUUAUUGAACGUGAUGGUCGUCAAAGGCCACCACAUGGUUAUGAAUAUAGAGGAAAAUUAGAAAUUAAGGGUGCAAGUACAAGACACGUAUAUCGAACUCAUGUUCCUGAACAGAUUCGCUAUAUUCAAUCGCCACCUAUUAUUCAACAGGUUCCCGUUCCCUACAUUCAACAUGUACCCGUUCCUCACACUCAACAUGUUCCCGUUACCCAAAUUCAACAUGUUCCAGUUCCUUACAUUCAACAAGUUCCCGUUACCCACUAUCAACAGGUUCCAGUUCCUUACAUUCAACAAGUUCCCGUUACCCACUAUCAACAGGUUCCAGUUCCUUACAUUCAACAGGUUCCCAUUCCCUACCUUCAACAGGUUCCUAUUCCCUUCCCUCAACCUGUUCCUUAUCAACCACCAUGCAAUACUUGUGGGUUGGGAUGCUAA